Panicum hallii is the source of this 924-nucleotide messenger RNA. Its product is annotated as protein bfr2-like. The transcript is spliced from 2 exons. Lineage: Eukaryota; Viridiplantae; Streptophyta; Magnoliopsida; Poales; Poaceae. The coding region runs from base 1 to 924 and encodes 307 amino acids. The record is from RefSeq and is a predicted model, not a curated record.
AUGAUUGACCACUGCAUCAUCAACUGGAUCCAAACCACCGUCACCAAGAAUAUCUUCGACAUCAUCCACAAGCCACGUGCCUUGGCCUUCACCAUCUGGAACGACAUCGAGGGUCUGUUCCGCGACAACGAGCUGCAACGCGCUAUCUACAUUGAAGCUGAAUUCCGCAGCAUCAACCAAGGUGAUAUGAACGUCGCCCAGUACACCAGCCGCCUGAAGCAACUCGCCGACAAGCUCCGCGAAGUCGGCCAACCAGUGUCCGAGCCAAGCCAAGUCCUCAACCUCCUGCGCGGGCUUCACCCCAAGUACCGCCACGUCAAGCCGGUGAUCACCUCCAAAUUCCUGCCUCGUACAUUCAUGAGCGCGAGAUCGUACCUGCUCUUGGAGGAGAUCCGGCUGAACCAUGACAACAAGGUUGAAUCCAGCCACGCCCUCUACGCCAGACAUGGCGGCUCCACCACCACCUCUGAUGCCUCCUCCCCGCGCUCCAAGGGCAAGAACAAGAAGCGUGGCCGCGGUGCGGGCACCACCGGCGGCGGCUCUACACCGACUACCGGCGACGGCUUCCAGCAGCGCGAGGAUGACGAGUCCUUGACCGACGGUGAGGAUCUCGUGCCACUCCUUGGUGACGAGCUUGAAGAAGAUGACGAAGAUGAUGCAUCUUGGGGAGAAGAACUCUCCUCUUCGGAAGAAAGAGCUGAUUCUUCUUCAACCGAGGAGGAUUCGGCAACAGGAAACUUCCUCCUUGACGAAUCAUCAGAAGAUGACGACAAGGAUGAUGAAGAAACCGAAGACGACGACAGCUUCACCAACAGCAGCAGUGGAGACGAUGAUAGCGAUGAGAAGAGCAGCAGCGAUAGCAGUGACGCUAGCGAAGUUUCGCCAGCCAAGCGCCGCAAGACCUCCGGUGUUUAUUGGUGGUGA